AUGUCUUUUCUUGGGGGCGCCGAGUGCUCAACAGCGGGAAACCCCCUCAGCCAGUUCACGAAGCACGUUCAAGACGACAAGAGUUUGCAGCAUGACCGGCUCGUCGGCCGAGGACCCAAUGCUGCUGCCAGUGGCUUCAGGAGCGCGGCUCAUAAUGCUCCUCAGGAUGAGAUGAUGAACGGCUUCCUUCACCAGUCAGCGGGCCUCCCCGAGAUGCCCCUCGAACAGCAUGGCCCCAUGGGCCAGGUGCAUAUCGACCAGGGACGUGGCGUCCACCUCCGGGCCCAAUCCGGCUCGCCCAUGUCCGCGGGCUGGGCUCCUCCCGACACCCAAGCCGCCAUGGAAGCCGCUUUCAAUGUGCCGCCGGGAACACAUUUCAGCCCGGAUGAGUUUGCCAAGUUCCAACAAAUGAGCGCCUCAUCGACCGCCGCCCAUGCCAGCCCAAUGGCCGGAGCCAGCAGCGGCAUGAUGGCGCAGCCGCAGCGGCCGAUGAUGAUGGGUGGCAUGAGCUACAACAACAUGAUGUCUCGUCCCAUGUUCCAGCCCAUGUACGGCCCGCAAAUGCAGAUGGCGCACCAGCAACCACAACAACAAGAGGCCGAAGGCAAGGGCAAGGGCAAGGUGGUAGAGCUGGAUGAGACUAAAUGGGAGGAACAAUUUCAGCGGAUGGAGCUGCAUGACCAGCAGCUGCGUGAGGAGAAGGACGAAGCUCUGGCCAUGGAGCCUGAGCUGGACAAGAUGGACGAGAGGCUGUUGCACUCCGAGACAGGCUACGGCGACCUCGAGUCGAUAUGGCGUGGCAUCCAGGCCGAGCAGGAAGCAAUGAAGGAUCUCGACGACGUUGAGGAAGACUUCGCCAAAUUCGAUAGCUCCUAUUUUGGCAACGAUAACCUCAACGACUGGGGGCUCAGCAACCGCAUGGGCGCCGACCCCAUCAUCCAAGACUAUCUCUUCGAGGAGGAGAACCUCUUCCAAGGGCAACCCAGCCCCUUUGACCAGGGUGUGCGCAUCAUGAACGAAGGCGGCAACCUCUCCCUCGCCGCGCUCGCCUUCGAGGCAGCAGUGCAAAAGGACCCGAACCACGUCGAAGCCUGGGUUUACCUCGGCAGCGCGCAGGCCCAAAAUGAGAAGGAAGAGGCCGCCAUCCGCGCGCUCGAGCAGGCUCUCAAGCUCGACCCCAACAACCUCCCCGCCCUCAUGGCGCUCGCCGUGUCGUAUACCAACGAAGGCUACGACAGCACCGCCUACCGCACGCUCGAGCGUUGGCUCUCGGUCAAAUACCCCGCCAUCAUCGCCCCUACCGAGCUUUCCUCCGCCGCAGAAAUGGGUUUCACCGACCGCGCCCAGCUCCAACAGCGCAUCACCCAGCUCUUCCUAGCAGCGGCGCGCCUGGCACCGGACGGCGACCACAUGGACCCGGACGUACAGGUCGGGUUGGGCGUGCUAUUCUACGGCGCCGAGCAAUACGACAAGGCGGUUGACUGCUUCCAGGCGGCGCUGCACAGCUCCGAGCUCGGCACCUCCAACCAGCAGGAGCAGGUGCACCUACUGUGGAACCGCCUCGGCGCCACGCUCGCUAACUCGGGCCGCUCCGAGGAGGCCAUCGCCGCCUAUGAGAAGGCGCUCGCCAUUCACCCCAACUUUGUGCGCGCACGCUACAACCUCGGCGUGUCAUGCAUUAACAUAGGCUGUCACGCCGAGGCCGCCGGCCACCUGCUCGCGUCGCUGGAUAUGCACAAAUCGGUUGAGACCAGCGGCCGCGAGACGGUCCGCGAGUUGCUCGGCGGGGACGGCCCCGGCGCCGACGCCCGCAUCGAGGCCAUGACCACCCAGAACCGCAGCACCACCCUCUACGACACCCUACGCAGGGUUUUCACGCAGAUGGGGCGGCGGGACCUGGCGGAGAAGGUCGUGGUGGGCGUCGACCCGACCGUGUUCAGGGGGGAGUUUGAUUUUUGA
This is a messenger RNA of Chaetomium globosum CBS 148.51, 1959 nucleotides long. RefSeq lists its product as uncharacterized. Lineage: Eukaryota; Fungi; Ascomycota; Sordariomycetes; Sordariales; Chaetomiaceae. Bases 1 to 1959 code for a protein of 652 amino acids. The record is from RefSeq and is a predicted model, not a curated record. Gene Ontology annotation, biological process: protein import into peroxisome matrix, docking. The transcript is spliced from 2 exons. Gene Ontology annotation, molecular function: protein binding. Gene Ontology annotation, cellular component: peroxisomal membrane; cytosol.